Messenger RNA from Motacilla alba alba, 5077 nucleotides. RefSeq names its product roundabout guidance receptor 4 (gene ROBO4). The record is from RefSeq and is a predicted model, not a curated record. Gene Ontology annotation, cellular component: axon; neuronal cell body; plasma membrane. The transcript has 19 exons. Gene Ontology annotation, biological process: homophilic cell-cell adhesion; synapse organization. Gene Ontology annotation, molecular function: protein binding; axon guidance receptor activity. Lineage: Eukaryota; Metazoa; Chordata; Aves; Passeriformes; Motacillidae. Bases 1 to 3813 code for a protein of 1270 amino acids.
AUGGCUGAGAUGUUUGUGUUCCCCGUCACCUUCCCCCCGCUUCGGCAUUUCCCGGCCCCCACAUCCGGCUAUUGUACCCCCCCAUCCGGAGCCGGAUCCAGCCCCGGUGCUGGCAGGGAGGAACCGGGAUUUCGGGAGGAAACGGGAAGGCUGGCCAGGGCCGGCAUGGCGGGCGGCUGGGAGACAGCACUGGGCCUGGGGCUCUGCCUCGCUGCCCUGCACCGCGGAGGCUGCCGCCUCCCCAGCAUGGCCACGGCAUCCCAAACUCCAGCUGUGCUGCGGGACAAUUUCCGCCUGCAGCCGGGUGAUUUGGUGACCACAGCGGGACAAGCAUUGGAGCUGGAUUGUGUCCCCCCCUUGGGGUACCCCGAACCCUACAUUACCUGGAAGAAGGAUGGGGUGACCUUGGACUUGGUAGGUGGCAGGUACACGGUCACCAAGGGGAAGUUGCAGGUGGCAUCGGCACAACGGAGCGACUCUGGUCUCUACAUCUGCGUGGCGGCCAACGCGGCAGGCAAGAGGGAGAGCCGGGCUGCCCGCGUCUCUGUGCUGGAGAAGCCAAGCAUCGUGCGGCACCCAAGCGACGCCACGGCGGUGCCUGGCAGCACCGUGGAGCUGGGCUGCAGCGCCCGAGGUGACCCAGCGCCGCAGGUCCAGUGGCACAAGGAGCACGGAGACCUGCCCUGGGGCAGGCACGAGGUGGACCGGGAGCACACCCUGCGCCUCUACGCCGUGACGCCCGCCGAUGCCGGCGCGUACGUGUGCACAGCGCAGAGCCAGCUGGGCACCGCCGCCGCCACCACCUUCCUCCACGUGGAGGACCGGCUGGCAGUGGGCCAGGAGGAGACUGCCCCGCGGGACCUGCUGGCCGUGCGGCUGCACCUGGACAACGGCACUGCACUGCCCACUGCUGCUGUCCAGCUCCGCUGGCAGAUGCUGAUGCCGGUGCCAGUGCCCGUGGGCUACGUGGUGCUGUACCGCAGCCUGCUCCCGGUCGCCACCUCCUGGGUCCAGCACGAUGCGGGCAGGGAGCUCAGCGCCAUCAUCCCUGCGCUCCGCAGGGGCUACAAGUACGAGUUCAAGGUCCGACCCUACACCGGACGGACGCAGGGCUCAGACAGCAACAGCAGGCACCUCUGGAUACCCGAGGAAGUGCCAAGUGCAGCGCCCCAGCGCGUCACCGUCAGCCAGGCCGAGGCAGGGAACGGCACCGUGGUUGUGAGCUGGGAGCCACCUCCUCCUGAAGCACACAACGGCGUCAUCCGGGGCUACCAGGUCUGGUCAAGGGGUGAGGGCUGGCAGCAUCCCACCAACAGGACAGUGGACGGAGCCACCCGCCGCCUGGAAACCCUCCUCCCACACCCCGGCGCUGAAUUCUGUGUCCAGGUGGCAGCUUUCAACAGCGCAGGGCUGGGGGUUCCCAGCAAUGCCACGUGUGGAGUCCUGGGGCUGACAGCAGGGAGCAGCAGGGUGGUCCAGGCACUGCGGCAGCCUGCUGUCAUCGCAGCCGCUGGUUCCAUGCUCUGGUUGGCCUUACUCGCCCUCCUCCUCCUCCUCUGCCAGCGCCGUGCCAGCCAGGAUGCUGCAGCUCGCCACAGGCUGGUGGCUGGUGACUCUCCAUGGCUUGGUGGUCCCUGGAAACCCAGCUGUGCCCCCCGAAACCUCAGCAGCAGCAGCAGCCUCAGCAGCCGGCUCCUGGGCAGUGAUGGCAGGGACCCCCACCCCUCCACCCUCUCCUUGGAGCCGCCGAGCCUUGGCCCCCCCACGCCCCCCAUCCACAGCAGCCUCCGUGGAGGACGCCCACCACCCCUUGGGGACAUGGGCUGCUGCGGUGGGGGGCACCCCGGGGUGCAUUCCUCGCCCAGCACCCCAAACCCAGCACCCUGGGAGCGUGUUCGCAAGAGAGAGCUGCACCAAGUGCACAGCACCCCGGUGCUCAUAGCUGGCCCCAGCCACAUCCCUGUCACUGGAAGUGGAGGCGAGUGGGGGACAGAUUUUGGGCUGGCAGCCAGGCAGCCUCAGCCAAGGGGACACGAUGGUGACACCGCCGCUGCUGUGAUGGACAGCAGGGACCCACGGCUACCGGCCUUCAGCUCUCCAAAACCACAUCGGGGCAGCACCCCACUGGCCUCUGGUGUAACCACGUCACCGGUGACACCCCCGAGACCACCCCCUGCCUGGCAUCCUCCAGUGACACGGUCCCCGACCUUCGUGUGCCCCAGGGACACAUCUCUGGUCACCAGGCAUCCCAAGGACAUGUCCCCAGUCACUGGGAUCCCCAGGGACACAUCCCCAGUCACUGAGAGCCCCAGGGGUGUGUCACCGGCCACCAGGAACCCUAGGGACAUGUCCUUGGUCACUGAGCACCCCAAGGACAUGUUCCUGGACAGCAGGCAUCCUAAGGAUGUGCCCUCAGUCACCAGGACCCCCCGGAACAUGUCACCAGCCACCAGGCACCACAAGGAUCCAUCACCAGCAACCAAGCACCAGAGGGACACGGUCUUGGCCACCAGGCACCCUGAGGACACCUCCCUGGUCACCAGGUGCCCCAGAGACCCGUUACCAGUAGCCAAGUGCCAGAGGGACAUCUCACUGUCCACCAGGCACCCCAGGGACAUGUCUCCAGCCAGCAGGCACCCAAAGGACACAUCCCCAGGCACAAGGCUCCCCAAGGAGAUGUCCCCAGCCACUAGGCACUGCAGGGACAAGUUCCUGGCCUCCAGCAGGUCCCCUGAAAACAUGUCACCAGCCUUGAGGCAUCCCAAUGACACAUUGCCAACCACUGGGCAUCCCAGGGACACAUCCCCACUCACCAGGCACCCUGAGGAGAUGUCACCAGUCCCCGAGCACCACAGGGACAAGUUCUUGGACACCAGCAGGUCCCCUGAAAGCAUGUCACCAUCAAUAAGGCAUCCCAAGGACACAUCUCCAGCCACCAGGCAUCCCGAAGAGGUGUCUCCAGUCACUGGUCACCGGGACAGGUUCUUGGACACCAGGUAUCCCAAGGACAUGUCCCCAGCCACCAGCUACACCUGGAACAUGUCACUGGAGGCCAGGCAUUCAAGGGACAUAUUCCUGGCUACCAGGUACGCCAAGGACAUGUCCCUGGCCACCGGGCGCCUCUCACCAGCAUUCAGUGAUGGGGUCCUCACACAACAGCAGGUGGCUGAGGUCCUGGAGAUGGACCAGGACACUACCUGCUGCAGGCCCCUGGCACCGACCCCACCACGGUCCUUCUCGCCACCGCACACCUACGGCUACAUCUAUGGGCCACCAGCCUCUGAGCUAGGUGAGGAGGAGGAGGAAGAAGAGGAGGAAGAGGAAGAGGAGGAGGAGGAAGAGCAUACAGCAACGAGGGGCUCGCCAGGAGGGUCUCUGCUGAACGGCUGGGGGUCUGUCUCGGAGGACAAUUUUGCCAGCACCCGCUGCAGCUUGGUGAGCUCCUGCGACGGCUCCUUCCUCCUGGACGCCAGCUUUGCCCGGGCACUGGCCGUGGCUGUCGAUGGCCUCUGCUACAGCCUUGAGGACACCGACGGGGCCUACGGGGGUCCCUCACCACCACCAUCGCCCUUGGAGCAGGUCUUCCCACCCGGAGUCCACUCCACCACCUGGGACUGGUGGAAAGCGCUGGAGGUGCCACAGAGAGCCAGGACAGAGGCAGCUGUGAACAGCAGCUCACAGAAUGGUGGCCAAGGGUCAGGGACUGGCAGCCCCUGGGCCAGGGAAGGUGGUGAGCUGCGGACAGGAGGGACAGGAGGGUGGCCAUCCCCAGGACGCAGGACACAGCAAGGCCAGACCCCUUGGCUCAGCUAAAAUUGGGCUUUAUUAGGCAGUUCCCCAAACAGGGGCUUUUUACUAUGAAAAGCCACCCACAAAGGGUGGGUGGGUGUCCCUCCUUAUUCAGCGUUCUUGUCCUUCCCAAGUGUCCUUCUUCUUCCACAGUGUCCCCAUCCCUCCUCAGCAUCCCCACCCCUUCCCAAAUUCCUCAUUUCUCCCCAGCAUCCUCAUCUUCCCCAAGAGUCUGCAUCCCUCUAAGUGUCCUUGUCCUCCCUCAGUGUCCUGCUCUUUGCCAGCAUCCUCAUUCCCCCUAACUAUCCUUCUCCAGCCCAAGCACUGUUGUCCACCGUGUCCUUGUCUUUCCCUAGGGUCGCUGACCCUCUUGACCAUCCCCAUUCCCACUGACUAUUCCCAUUCCUUCCACCUGUCCUUGUGAUCUCUGAUAGUUCAUGCCCUUCCUCAGCAUCCUUGUCCCACCUUUUCUAUCCCUUUCUCUCCCAAAUGUUCUCAUCCUUCCCAAGCCACCUGAGUGGCCUUGUGCUCCCUCCAAAUGUCCUCGUCCCUCCUAAUCAUCCUCAUUCCCAGGCUUUUCAGCCCUCCUGAGUGUCCUCAUCCUUCAUCAGUUGUUUUGUCCCUCAUGCCAAGUGUCCUCACUGUCCUCAUCCCCCUACAGCCAUCCUCCUUGUCCCUUACUACUGUCCUUGUCCCUCCCAAGCAAUCUUGUUUUUCCCGAGUGUCCUCUUCCCCCCAACAAUCCUCAAUGCCCUAGAAAUCCUUGUCCUUCCUCCAUGUCCUCUUCCCUCCAGGCAUCCUUGUCUGCCAGCCUUCCUUGUCCUUGACCAGUACCCUCAUCCAUCUGCUGCGUCCUUGUCACCUCUGUGUAAUCUUGUGCCUGACCAACUGUCCCCCUCCCUUUCAAUUCCCUCAUCCCUCUCUUACGUCCUUAUCCUUUCCCAGCAUCCUUGUUCCUCCCAGCUGUCCUUGUCUCCAGGAUCCUUGCCCCACUUAAACAUCUUCCUCAUCCCUCCCCAGCGCCCUCAUCCCUCCUCUGCUCAUCUGCCCCAACUGUUUCUGUCCCCAAGGUUCAUAUCCUUACUUGAGCAUCUUCCUUGUCCCUCCUGAGCAUCCCUGUCCCUCCCAGGGUCCUCAUUCCUUGUGAAUUCUUUGCCCCACCCCAAGAAUCCGUGUCCUCCCUCACUCUGACGCCCACUGGCCGCGACCUCUGUGCCACCCUGUUUCCGCGGAGCCACUCAGAAAUUAAAGAACAUCCCUCCGUGUCCCCUGUGUUCCCAUCCCCAUG